UAAUACACGAUUUCCAACGUACAAGAAAACUCUUCCCUCCUUAUUGACUCAGUUUUCUCUAAGCGGAUUCUUCUCUGCAACAGCUUGAUUCGAUUACGGAAAUCCAGUUCUUAUUUAAACUGUAAUCUAGGAAUUCGAACUCUAUUCAAUUUGGAUCGUUUCCUGAUAUUCGAUCAAGCUUCAAAGAGAGAAAAGAAGGGUUUAAUUUUAGGUUAAAUGGCUGUAGCAUUAACACACCUUUCUAGGUGGUUAUGGAGUGGGAAACAUAAAGAGCCUAAGAUCUCUAAGACGGUUUCUUCUUCUUCAUCAUCACCAUCUACAUCAAAUAUUCAAUCAGAUUCAUCAUCGUCUUCUAAUCGGAGGAAUAUGAAGGGAAGAAAAUGGAGAAGUGGCGAUGAAGAAGAAGAAGAAGGAGAAAUCGAUAAGGAAUACGUUCUGGUUCAGGUUCAAUCUGAUUGUUGUGAAUCGGAUGAUUUGGAUUGGUCGAUCGGAUGGUUGGAGCAACACGGAUCGGAAUUUCAAGGCGAAGUUGAUUCGGAGAAUAGUUUUGCAGUGUUGGUUCCUUGUUAUGGACGUGGAUACAUGAACAUUCAUGGAGGAGGAAACCAAUCUUCAACAGAAGGAAACUCGUAUAUGGAAAAAUGGAUAUCUUAUCUUCAGAAGAGUUGACAAUGGCGUUCAUGGUAGGUUCUGCAACUCUGCUUCAAAUGGGUGGGGAAGAAGAAGAAGAAGGUUAAUUACAGAAUUGC
Molecule: messenger RNA, 749 nt
Organism: Impatiens glandulifera
Lineage: Eukaryota; Viridiplantae; Streptophyta; Magnoliopsida; Ericales; Balsaminaceae
Exons: 3
Coding region: 217-669 (150 amino acids)
Source: RefSeq, a predicted model, not a curated record